AGGGGUAACCUUAAAAAAAAAAAAAUCAAUAUACUUACUGGACCCAAAAUUAGAACGCUGGUUAAUUGUGCCGCAAGCACAAGUAAAUCAAUCAAUUACGCAAACAAAGACAGUUAUUAGGUUCGUUAAAUCUUUCUCUGCGGCGUUACCAUUUUUUGGAUUUCAUCAAUUUUCCCAUCCCAAAUCCCAAUGUUCUACAACAACAAUCACCACCACUCUCUACCGAUCUCACUUUCCGACGACGAAACCGAUGAACUAGGUCGUAUGCGUGUUCGCGCUCGUCGUAAACGGAAGAAACUCGGCAAUAAACGUUUCAUCAAGAAGCUUCUUGUCAAAUACUGGAUGCUACUUAUCAUUCUUCCAGCUGCGUUUUUGCUAUUUUAUGAAGCUACACGAAUUGGUGGUCUUAGACCUAAUUCUCCCAACAUUGCAACAAUUAAAUCACUCAAUCAAGAUCAUCCUCAUGAUCUACCUAGUUCUGAUUUGGUUAAAGAAUUGAACACCAAAACUAACUUGAAUCGUCUUGAUCCUGUUACUCAUGUUAUUGGUGGUGUUAAAGAACGUUGCUUGAAGCUUCUACCACCUGAAAAACUAGAGCAACUAGAGAUUCCUGUGGAAGAAGAAUCUAGUUUACCUAUUGGUAAAGUCUUGUACAUGUCAGGGAAUGAUGCGUCUUUUGUAGGAGGCAAUGCUACAUUGUCUCAAUUGCGUGCAGCGGAUACAAGUUUUAAUUUAUUUACUGGAAAUCAAACAUUUGAGGAAAGACAGAGAAGUUUUGAGGUGAAAAAAACUGCAAUGGUACAUUGCGGGUUCUACAGUGUGGAUGGAGGGUUUAGGAUAUCUGAUGAAGAUAAAAGUUACAUGCAAGGUUGCAAAGUGGUGGUAUCUACUUGUGCAUUUGGUGGUGGAGAUGAUCUCUAUCAACCGAUUGGAAUGUCAGAGGCUUCACUUAAGAAGGUUUGCUAUGUAGCAUUCUGGGAUGAAAUCACUCUAAAAGCUCAGGAGUUGGUGGGUCGCAGAGUUGGGGACGAUGGAUUUGUUGGAAAAUGGCGUAUUAUUGUUGUUCAGGAUCUUCCCUUUUCUGAUCAAAGGUUGAAUGGCAAAAUUCCCAAGAUGUUAAGCCAUCGGCUUUUUCCUCAAUCAGAAUACUCUAUUUGGGUUGACUCCAAGUCCCAAUUUAGGAGGGACCCACUAGGUGUGUUGGAAGCACUCCUAUGGCGCACAAAUUCUGUACUUGCUAUAUCAGAACACGGAGCUCGCGGUAGUGUCUAUGAUGAGGCUAAGGCUGUUGUCAAGAAAAACAAAGCCAAGCCGGAGGAAGUUGAAGUGCAACUGAAUCAAUACAAAAAAGAUGGCUUGCCUGAAGACAAGAGAUUUAAUGGAAAGAAAGCUCUAUGUGAAGCCUCUGUUAUCGUGAGGAAGCAUACGCCAUUAACUAAUCUAUUGAUGUGUGUCUGGUUUAAUGAGGUUGUUCGCUUCACUUCUAGGGAUCAGCUCAGCUUCCCAUAUGUUCUGUGGCAGUUGAAAGCAUUCAAAAAUAUCAACAUGUUUCCUGUCUGCACCCGCAAGGAUCUGGUCAAUAGCAUGGGCCACAUACGCAAGGCAAAACCAUUGCAAAACUGAUUUAGUUAAAUUGGUUGAACUGUUGAAGCGAUGCCUACCUGUAGUUAUUUAACUCAUUCCUUAUUUCAUUUUUUUUUCAUUAGCCAAUUCAAAUCAGGUAUAUGUGUUGUUUUUCUAGCCUCUCUCUCAUAAUCGGUAAUUCAGUAUAGGUUGUAGCUUGCAGUGAUUGUUUACUAUGAGCUCUUUGAGUAGGUUAUUCCAGAAAAGAUGUACUUUAUUUGAUGAAACGGCAAAUCUUACAAUCAAGAGAUUUUGCUUUGGACUUGUUUCCUGACACGAAUUUCUAUGAGAUUGCUAAUAUUUUUUGUGUGAAA
Trifolium pratense (red clover) is the source of this 1937-nucleotide messenger RNA. Its product is annotated as probable hexosyltransferase MUCI70. Lineage: Eukaryota; Viridiplantae; Streptophyta; Magnoliopsida; Fabales; Fabaceae. The coding region runs from base 190 to 1623 and encodes 477 amino acids. The transcript has 6 exons. The record is from RefSeq and is a predicted model, not a curated record.